AUGUCUAAUAUAGUCAGAAGCCGUCACAUUGACCCAACUCAGUCAGAAAAUAGUCCAAAGAACCUCAACGGAUCUGGCAGCCACGAUCAGUCAUCGUCAUUGCCUCGCGGUAGCACGGAAGAGGCGCCCAACAUGGCGUUGGAUAAAACAAUCAACAAGGGCGAUCCAGCGCCAGAUGACGAUGUAUCUGCAAAGAGUGGCCAUGCCCAAAGUCAAGAUAAUCCUAUCUCCUCUUCGGUCGAGGCUUGGAACAGCAAUGCUGAACCACCAAAGUUUUCGGUGCAAUCAAUAUCGACUUCUCCAGUUGAUCAGUCCAAAUCGAAAAAUCCUCCGAUCACAGAGGAUAUGGGAAUUCAAGAUAGCCAAUCAGGCGUCGGAAGAAGGCCUGAUACACCGAUACCAGAGGACUUACAACAAGAAGAACCUUUUUCUUAUUACCUAAACGAAGAGGAUUAUGGCAGAGAAGAAGAUUAUGACCAAGAGCAAUACUACGACCAAGAGCAAGAUCACGAUCAACAACAAGAUCACGGCAAAGAACAAAAGCAUGGCAAAAAACAAAAACCUAGCCAUGAUCCAACUGCAAGUGACCACUCAUCCCCUGACUCUACUGCCACAGUACUUGCAACUGACCGCCUGGUCGCUAUCGACUUCACUGUCUACCACACCGAAUAG
Fusarium proliferatum ET1 is the source of this 672-nucleotide messenger RNA. RefSeq lists its product as uncharacterized. The transcript is spliced from 2 exons. The record is from RefSeq and is a predicted model, not a curated record. The coding region runs from base 1 to 672 and encodes 223 amino acids. NCBI's taxonomy places the organism in Eukaryota, Fungi, Ascomycota, Sordariomycetes, Hypocreales, Nectriaceae.